UUCUUUACCAAAAACAAAAAAGGGAUUUAAUACAAACCAUGUGGGAAUGAUGCUGAUGUUCAUGACUAAUAUAAAUAUAUAAAAUAAAUUUUUUAAUAAAAAAAUAAUCUUUCAUUUAGAUAAUUUAUCUUUCUAACAAGUGGUGGUAACAUACUCGCUUAGCUUAGGUCCUGCAAAACAGAAAAAAGCCUAACAACUGAGCUAACUAAUGAACAAUUACUUCAUUAUUUCUUUCGAUUGAUAUUAAUGAUUCUGAACUUCCUCUGUUUUAGAUAGAAAGAUUCUCCUGCAAAGCCAAGAUAAUAUAUGUAAAUCCAUCCAUUAAUAUUUCAGUAGCAGUUGUAGAGAUUAUAGGUUAAAUUAAUGAGAUUUUAUUAAAUUAAGAGUUAUAAUACAAUAUUUAUUACCUAAUUGGACUAUAAUACUAUAUUUACUUAAAAGUUGUACUAGAAUGUUAUUAAUAGAGUUACACUAUAAAUAGGAUUAGUCUUAUAUAUAUAUAUAUAUAUAUAUAUAUUGUAUCAUUCAGGUCUCUUAACAUAUAGAAUUUGAUAAUACAAGAUUUCUCAUAUAGAAGAUUUCUGAUUCUCAGAGCAAAUGUCGAAGCUAACUCCAAACAAAGCAAACGGUCUUGACAUGGAGAACCAUUCAUGGGGUCAAAACCUGCAAGAGGUGAGUGUUAGCAUUCCAGUCCCUCACGGAACCAGAUCGAGGGACGUUGUCUGCGAUGUAAAGAUGAAGCAUCUGAAGGUUGGGCUAAAGGGUCAUACUCCCAUUCUUGAUGCGGAGUUGUUCGGAGUGGUGAAACCUAACGAAUCUUACUGGAGUUUGGAGGAUCAAAACAUGAUCUCCGUGUUACUGACCAAGUGUGAUAAAACCAAUUGGUGGAAAUCCUUGUUGAAGGGAGGUCCCGAGAUUGAUACUCAGAAAGCAGAACCUGAGCCCAGUCAGUUGUCUGAUUUGGACUCUGAAACCAGAUCCACCAUCGAGAAGAUGAUGUUUGAUCAGAGACAGAAGCAGUUGGGGCUUCCCACCAGCGAGGAGACCGAGAAGCAAGAGAUGCUUAAGAAAUUCAUGGCUCAGAAUCCAAACUUUGACUUCUCCACUGCUAAGAUGAUGUAGAUGACACAGAAAACGCACAUCUUUUAUUUAACUUUCUGAAUUUUACCCUAGCUUCUGUAAAUUUUACUUAAGACUCUGGUACUAUAAGCUCCGAUCUUUCCUAAUUUUUUGUGUAGUUAUUUUCUACUAGUAUAAGGAUUUGUUUAUUACAAGAAUUUGGGAUUUACAGAAUCAGUAAGUUAUGGUCCGAUGGAUUAUGUGUACACUAAACAAUAGGAGCACCUUUAGCAGCACAAUUCAUGAAUGAUUCUCAACACCUGGAGGCUGCGGCAUUGCAUAUCAUGAUGAACGGCUUGACAAGUCGGUGUUUUCUUCUCCUGUAAACCAAUAUUGACAAAGAACACAUACUUGAGAUUGGUCUCACCCCCACAAGCUAUUAAGAGCAAUGUACU
Molecule: messenger RNA, 1514 nt
Organism: Theobroma umbraticum
Lineage: Eukaryota; Viridiplantae; Streptophyta; Magnoliopsida; Malvales; Malvaceae
Source: RefSeq, a predicted model, not a curated record